This is a messenger RNA of Leptosia nina, 1782 nucleotides long. NCBI's taxonomy places the organism in Eukaryota, Metazoa, Arthropoda, Insecta, Lepidoptera, Pieridae. The record is from the annotation of a GenBank genome assembly.
AUGAUGUUCAAUGGAUUGCUCACGUACAGUGAUUCGGAGUGCGGUGAUCAUUUCAAAGUGGGGGAAUGGGAAGACGGUGACGUGCGUGCGGAAAAAAGCGGCCCUCCAAGCGUAGCGGACAGCGGAGCCGAAGCGGAGCGGGCGCGUUGUUUGCAGGACAAAUUGCUCGCUACUUUGCAAAUUUUAAAGAACAAAGAAGAGACGGUGCGAGUGCAAGCGGAGAGCCUGGCUUUAGCGGAGGAGAGAAUAACCGCGCUCGUUGCCAAAGCGACCCCACCUGCGACGCUUACGAGAACUCACCGCGGUCUGCAGGCGAGCCCCAAUCUCAAAAACUCGGCAAAUGGAAGCAACGUGGAGACGACUGACGUGUCCAUCGCGGCUCAAACUCAGGAAGUGGAUAGGAGAACAGUGAAAUCGCUGAAAGACCGUCUGUCGGUUGUGGAAGAUCUCUACAGAGAUUGCUUUUAUGAGUCAGCGAAACAAGACUCAUUGUUGGACUGCCUGAGACGUUCACAUUUAGAUCUCUGCUCGAAAGAACGUGAACGCACUUUGGACACCAAAAAGUCCUUAUACUCGUACCAGAACUUCGCUUCGGAGGUGGAAAGUUUUAAGACGGAGAUAUCCAACUACUUGAACGGUUCCAACAAUGAUUCGGGUAUGUGGGAGAGGAGUGAAGAGUGUGACAUUUCGGAGGAACUUCAGCAGAUCGCAUCACAGUUGCAUCAUCUGAGAGAACUGCUCAUUGAGGAGUGCACUUGCGGCUUGGACGAAGAUCAUAAGCGGUUGAAGCGCGCUAAUGAAGCUAACGAGAUGCUGAUCGGUGAGCUUCGCCAUAGAAUUGGUGAGUUGGAAGAAGCCCUAGGGGCAAAGGAGAUAGCUGAACGGGGGUAUCAAAAUAAUAUCGCUGAUAAAGAUGAGGAGUCAAAUCAAAUGACGCAGCUGCUGAACGAGUCGCCAUCAUCAAGUCGGAAAUGCUGCUGCGAUGAAUUAUCUCUGGAACUUAAGCAGGUUCAAGGAUUAUUGCAAGAGAAAACAUUAGAGCUUACACAGCUUCACCAAAAAUGCCACCAGCAGGACCAGAGCAUACGAGAACUAAAGAGAAACCUGCACAGAGCUGAUACAAUUGUCAAAGAAAACCGCGCCAUCAGAGACGAGGUGAAACAGUUGAGGGCCGAAGUAUCUUCGUGGCGCGAACAACUGGAAGACAGUCGACGGUACCUGCGAGAGCUGGAACACGAGUUGCAUCGGUCGAGGCAGCGGUAUCGCCAUCUAGAGGAGCACUACAGAGAGAGGACAAGCUUUGCGGACGAAUUACACGACCAAUUGGAAGAAGCGCAAUCCCAAAGCGCGACCCUGUGUCAGGAAAUGCGGAAUGCCGUGACCGCGCUGAGACGGUGCCACCGCAAGCACAGGGAUACGAGGAGGCAGCAGCAAGAACAGCUCCAACAGCAGGAGACCUUAAUCCGCGCCUUGCAAAACUCCCACACAGAAAGCGAGCGCCUGACCGAACCGUGCUGCUCCAAGCGGUUGACCAGCUCGAGUGAGCCUACGCCUCCUACGCCACCUCGCAGACUGUUGAGGAAAAAGCCUUCCACGCAUCCGACGCGCAGCGAAUGCGGCACGAGCACCUCGCAGCAACACUUACAUGUGUGUAGUUUGCUCGCUUCACGCGCGAUAUCCCCAACGGACGAACUGUUGGAGCGGGUGGAGCGGGCCCACGACGCCCUAGCAGAUGCUCAAAGGAGAUGGUGUCAGCACGGGCACAGUGGGCAUAGGGACUGA